AUUUUUUUUUGCGAAUUUCAAUCAAUUGUGAGUUUCUAGAAGAGCUACAUUGGUUGCAAGAGGCAAAUUUUAGAUAACAUAUUCUUUUUUAAUUAGAAGCAAAAAAAAAAUACCAUUAUAAAACAUGGGUGUACCAGCUGGUGAUGUCGAAAAAGGUAAAAAAAUUUUCGUUCAACGUUGUGCUCAAUGCCAUACCGUUGAAGCUGGUGGUAAACAUAAAGUAGGACCAAAUUUACAUGGUCUUUUUGGACGUAAAACAGGUCAAGCAGCCGGUUUCGCAUAUACAGAUGCUAAUAAAGCUAAGGGUAUUACAUGGAAUGAAGAUACAUUAUUCGAAUAUUUGGAAAAUCCAAAAAAAUAUAUCCCUGGUACAAAAAUGAUCUUUGCCGGUUUAAAGAAACCAGCAGAACGUGCCGAUUUGAUUGCAUACUUAAAAGCAUCUACUAAAUAAAUUAAAUUUUCAAAUUAAUUUAUUGACAAAAA
Molecule: messenger RNA, 483 nt
Organism: Condylostylus longicornis
Lineage: Eukaryota; Metazoa; Arthropoda; Insecta; Diptera; Dolichopodidae
Product: cytochrome c
Exons: 2
Coding region: 125-451 (108 amino acids)
Biological process (GO): mitochondrial electron transport, ubiquinol to cytochrome c; mitochondrial electron transport, cytochrome c to oxygen
Cellular component (GO): mitochondrial intermembrane space
Molecular function (GO): heme binding; electron transfer activity
Source: RefSeq, a predicted model, not a curated record